UGAGGAUUACUACACACCACAAACAUAUCAUACAACAGACUUUACCAUUGUUCAGCCAAAAUUAAAAGAAAACCAAAAAGAAAACGAGAAAACUACAUCACCGUUUCUCUUGAUCUUCGUUUCGAAUCAAAUCGAAUCGGAGGUGAAAGAUCCAAUUCCGACUCUGUGUCUUGUGAUCGAAAGCGGAUUAUAGCUGUUUCCGAUCACAACCCAAUUACAUUCAUCAGCUUUCGUUCCUCGCCAAGUUUGCGUGUUCAUGCAGCUCGUCCUAGUAAUUCUAAUUCACUCACUUUUCUCGUGACAGUCCUUCUGUUAUUCAUGAUACUGAACUCUCACCAGAUGUCCCCAAAUUUUCUGCUAUGGCUGGUGCUCGGUGUUUUCUUGAUGGCAACAAUGUUGAGGAUGUAUGCAACAUGUCAACAGCUUCAAGCACAGGCCCAAGCUCAUGCAGCAGCAGCCAGUGGCAUUCUUGGCCACACGGAACUGAGGUUGCAUAUGCCACCAUCGAUAGCACUUGCAAGUCGAGGGCGUCUGCAGGGUCUCAGACUUCAGCUUGCUCUUCUUGACCGGGAGUUUGAUGAUCUUGAUUAUGAAACUUUAAGAGCUUUAGAUUCAGAUAAUGUUUCUACGGCAGCUUCCAUGACCGAGGAAGAGAUAAAUGCUCUUCCGGUCCACAAAUAUAAGGUUGCUGGUCCCCAGAGUGGUGGUUCAUCAAUGCAACAAGCAUCAUCAUCCACUUCUGCUGAGAAGCAAGAUAAUUCAGGGGCUGUUGGGAGCAUGAAAGCCUCUGACGAUGAACUCACUUGCAGUGUAUGCUUGGAGCAAGUUAAUGUUGGUGAAGUACUGCGUAGCUUACCUUGCUUGCAUCAGUUUCACGCUAGUUGCAUCGAUCCUUGGCUGCGUCAACAAGGGACAUGCCCUGUAUGUAAAUUUCGAGCUGGAUCUGGGUGGAGUGACAAUGGACAUAAUGAUAUCGCGGACAUGGUUUGAAUAUAUCGUCUAAUUUUUAUUUAUGGACGUGUGAUUAAAAUCUGCAACUAUAACUUAGUGUGAUGAUGUAUCAAAAUUAGUAGGUCUUGACCAGUAUUGGUGUAAUUACCCUGACGUGUAGGGAUGAGAAGAUCGGCAGAAUACCGUGUAACAACUAUUCAGUUUAUAUUUCUUCGGCUGCUGUGCUUAACCCAGCGCCAUCUGCACAAA
Vigna angularis (adzuki bean) is the source of this 1200-nucleotide messenger RNA. RefSeq names its product E3 ubiquitin-protein ligase SDIR1. The transcript has 8 exons. NCBI's taxonomy places the organism in Eukaryota, Viridiplantae, Streptophyta, Magnoliopsida, Fabales, Fabaceae. Bases 319 to 990 code for a protein of 223 amino acids. The record is from RefSeq and is a predicted model, not a curated record.